Molecule: messenger RNA, 2011 nt
Organism: Malania oleifera
Lineage: Eukaryota; Viridiplantae; Streptophyta; Magnoliopsida; Santalales; Ximeniaceae
Product: DEAD-box ATP-dependent RNA helicase 10
Exons: 14
Coding region: 152-1465 (437 amino acids)
Molecular function (GO): ATP binding; nucleic acid binding; RNA helicase activity
Source: RefSeq, a predicted model, not a curated record
UCGAUCGUUUAAGGGCUUAAGAGCUCGAUGCUUUCAGGUUUCGCUCUUUCCGCUGCGACCAACUCCUCUCCUCGCUCUUUUCUGCCGGCGGCCACCGCCUCCUCUCCUCUCUCUUUUGUGCCGGCGGCCACCGUCUGAGGAAUUGCUUAUAAUGGCGGAUGAAGUUGAAGAAUCGAAGUCAUUUAAAGCGUUGGGAAUCUGUGAGCAGUUGGUGGAGGCUUGCCAUAAUUUGGGUUGGAGAAACCCAUCCAAGAUUCAGGCUGAAGCAAUUCCUCAUGCACUUGAGGGGAAGGACUUGAUUGGGCUGGCACAGACGGGAUCUGGAAAAACUGGCGCUUUUGCUCUUCCUAUACUUCAAGCUUUGUUAGAAGCUACACGUCCACAUGCAUUCUUUGCAUGUGUGCUCUCUCCAACACGGGAACUUGCAAUUCAGAUUGCUGAACAAUUUGAAGCUUUGGGAUGUGGAAUUGGUUUAAAGUGUGCAGUGGUUGUUGGAGGCGUAGACCAUGUUCAACAAGCAAUAGCCCUCGCAAAGCGGCCACAUAUUGUUGUUGGAACACCUGGACGCCUUUUGGAUCAUCUUUCCAAUACAAAGGGGUUUUCUCUUAAUGCAUUGAAAUACUUGGUGUUAGAUGAGGCUGAUAGGUUGCUUAAUGAGGAGUUUGAGAAAGCACUUGAUGAAAUUUUGCAAGUUAUUCCUCGUGAGCGAAAGACAUAUUUAUUUUCUGCUACUAUGACUAAAAAGGUGCGCAAGCUCCAGAGAGCUUGUUUGAGGAACCCUGUUAAGAUUGAGGCCGCAUCUAAAUAUUCCACAGUUGAUACACUGAAGCAACAAUAUUGCUUUGUCCCUGCAAAGUACAAGGAUUGUUAUCUCAUAUAUAUUCUCAUUGAAAUGUCUGGAAAGACAUCAAUUGUUUUUACUCGUACAUGUGAUUCAACUAGACUUAUGGCUUUGAUGCUUCGGAACCUUGGUCUAAGGGCCAUCCCUAUUAGUGGUCAAAUGAGCCAGGCUAAUAGACUUGGAGCUUUAAACAAAUUCAAGGCUGGGGAGUGUAAUAUACUUGUUGCCACUGAUGUGGCAAGUAGAGGGCUUGAUAUUCCAUCUGUUGAUAUGGUUAUUAAUUAUGAUAUUCCCACAAACUCCAAGAAUUAUAUACAUCGAGUAGGAAGAACUGCUCGUGCAGGCAGAUCUGGGGUUGCAAUCUCAUUGGUGAAUCAAUAUGAGUUGGAGUGGUACAUGCAGAUAGAGAAGCUAAUUGGGAAAAAAUUACCUGAAUUUCCUGCUGUAGAAGAAGAAGUUCUUAUGUUGAUGGAGCGUGUCACAGAGGCCAAGAGACUAUCCCUGAUGAAAAUCAAUGAAACCGGAAGAAAGAGGAGAAGAAAGGGCGGAGAUGAUGCCGAGGAGGACACUGACAGAUACCGUCCGCAUCCUGAUAAACCAUCCAAGAAGUCGAAGAAACGAUGACGGCAAUAUCUCACAAAUUUUUGUCUUAAUUUUGAUAUUGAUUCUUAAGUUUAGUUUUUUUCCCCCCUUUUUUUUAGUGUUAGGAAAAUGCUUAAAACUAGGAGUCAAUCGGUAUGUAUUUGAUUGGAGAAUUAUUUACUAACAUUACCAUACACUAGGCCAUAUUCAUUUGUGGAAAACAGUUUUAUUUUCCAUUUCUAAUUUUCUAAAUAAUUACAAAAAUUUCACCAUUUCAGUGUUCCCAUAUUGCAUAGGAAUGUUGAGAAAUCUAUAUAGUUGUUCUUUAGAUUUCCUAUUUAAAUCUUGGAAACUAGAAAAGGGUGACAGUUUUGUAAUUAUUUAGAAAUCUGACAAUGGAAAAUGAAAAUGGUUUUCACUUUUUCUCUUCAGCUAAGCAGAUGCUUUUAACUUUUUUGCAUUAUUUCUGUAUUGUUAUAAUUAUUCCCAUGCCUGUAUUGACGUUCAGGAUGAAACUUCUCCCAAACAUGGUUCUACUGUAAAGCUGUUUUUGAGGGUAUGUAGAUACGGCCACAACUGUUCGAUCAA